UGUAGUGACUGUAUUCGUUUACUCAGCGGCUAUAAUGCCUUGAAUGCUAAAAUUCUAAAUUUUUCCGUAUUUUUUAAUCAAUAUGUUGUGUACCGAGUAAGAAAAUAAAACUGAGAAUAUUGCCGUAACCGACUAUAACAGUUGUUCGUAGAAAAAUCCCGUUAAGAUGUCUAAAUGGCAAUCGGAACGCAGCAUCCACGAGAUGUUAAAAGACACUCCACCUCUGCGCGAGUCCAGCGACUCUAUCACGUCGGGCACAGAGGCCAAGUUUCCCACGUCGCGGUCCAUGCCCUUCCCGCCAGCAUAUGUGCCCCCCGACGUGUCGCAGAAUGGCGCGGCGUCCAGCACGCUGCUGCGGGCGGGCACGUCCAAGCUGGACGCCAUCCGCAACUGGGGAGUCUCCACAUACAAGUGCACCAAACAGAUACUCUAUGAGAAGCUCGGUAAAAGCUCGCGGACUGUGGAUACUGAGCUGGAGGCCCAGAUCGAGAUGCUGCGAGAGACGCAGCGCAAGUACGCGGGCGUGCUGCGUCUGUCGGGCGCGCUGACGGCGCAGCUGGGCGCGGCGGCGGGCACGCAGCGCGCGCUGGGCGAGUGCUUCGCCGAGCUGGCGCAGAAGUCGCCCGAGCUGCAGACGCAGUUCCUGUACAACGCCGACACGCAGCGCACGCUCACGCGCAACGCAGACACGCUGCUCGCCGCGCUACACUUCUUCAACAACUCGCUCGCCACGCUCACGCACAAGACCAUCGAGGACACCUUGCUCACCAUCCGCCAGUACGAGGCCGCCAGGGUGGAGUACGACGCGUACCGCAGCGAGCUCGAGGCCAGCGGCGGCAACCCGCCCGAGCUACUGCUGGCCAACAUCGAGCGCCACCGCCGCCACUACGAGCGCCUGCGGGACGACUCCGCCGUCAAACUCAAGCUGCUGCACGAGAACCGGGUGAAGGUGAUGAACAAGCAGCUGUUGUUGUUCCACAACGCGGUGUCGGCCUACUUCAGCGGGAACCAGGUGGCGCUGGAGGCCACCGUGCGCCACUUCAACAUCGCGGCGACCCCCGCGCCCGCCCCCGCCCCCGCGCCCCUGCCGCCGCUGAGCUCGCCCCCCGCGCCCCUGUCCGCGCCCGCGCCCCCGCCCCCGGCGCCUCGCCCCGCGUAGUACUUGUACUACUGCAGCACUCACGCGAUUUCCUAUUUCUCUAACAUUAAUGCAACGUUUUUCUAUUGGUUAAUUGUCUAACGACAUAAUAUGUGAAUAUAGGAAACCGUUACAUUAAACGUCAAUGUAACACAUUUUCUUUCCCCAUCAUUCAGAGUAUGAGACACACAAUGAAUCUGGGAAUAUAGUUCUACUAUGCGUCCCAUACAAACAGUACCACUCACAUGGUUCUGUUUCUAUGUCUUGUAUAGGUAUUCCAAGUGGUUAAGAUCUCAACAGCUAGUUUUGUCAUUGUAUUUACUAAAUUGAUUGCUUAUUUUAUGUAAGCUGUAUUCUAGCAAGUCCCUUAGGUCAUAAGAAUAUUUUUGCACUUAAUGCAAUUUACGCCUGUAUCAUCUGGUCUACAUUAUCAACUAAAUUAAUUUAAUUUAUUUUAUUAUGAAGUCUUAUAGAAUAGUGUUAAAUAUUUUAUUACAGUAUUAUAUUGCUUUAUGCUUACUACCUAGUUAAUAAAAGUAUUCCAACCUAAUCUUCCAUAAGAGGUACCAGGCAGUGUGGCCAUUUUUUUAUAUAUAUCAAGCAAAUUUGUGUAAAAUUAUGGAAUAAUUACAUAAUGUUGAGAAGGCGCCCGUUUUUCCAUACUGACUGUCUUGAGCACACAGCGCUAUAAUUAGAUCAUUGUUUAAUAUAUUACACAAGUCCACUCAAUUUGAGAAAUGAAUAUUAUUUGAUUAUUGAAAUUGUUCAUGGUUGGUCCUGUUCAUUAGCACUUUAAAUAGAAUCCAAGAUGAUUAAGACUGAAUCUUAUAAGUCGAUCUCAUACAUUUAUAUUCUCUCCGAGUCAAGUAAUCAGGGGAUUGUUUAGGGUGCUAGUGAAAGGGUACAGUGCUGACAAUACAUGCACAGGUAGCUUGAGUAUCAUAGGUAGGUUCUAGAGCACAUGCUCGUUUAGCUAGUCAAGUUAUUGUUUUAGUUGAUUGUACUAUCCAUGUGACUUUAUUAUUAUUUUAGAGAACUAAUUAUACACUAUUAUUGUAAAUGUAUGGCAAUGUGUUUAUCAUAUUUUAUAGGGAGUGUAAAAUAGAUCACUGGCCUCUUUAUGAUAUUUUAUUUACACCUUCAUAUUAGUGUGUAUGCAAAUAUUACACAUGAAUUGUUAUGUACAACCAAUUGUAAGUACAUAAAAAAAUGUACUGUCAACGGCCCAUCGCCAUACUGCCAGCCUACACUCUGUCCCAGGGAACCACCAGUACACAUCUUUAUAUCUGCUAGUGAUGUUAAGCCCUCACAGCUUCUCUGUUACUAUCGGCCUUGUGUUUUUCUUCAUUUUCUGCCUUUAGCUUUUCC
This is a messenger RNA of Spodoptera exigua (beet armyworm), 2506 nucleotides long. NCBI's taxonomy places the organism in Eukaryota, Metazoa, Arthropoda, Insecta, Lepidoptera, Noctuidae. The record is from the annotation of a GenBank genome assembly.